Molecule: messenger RNA, 1050 nt
Organism: Colletotrichum truncatum
Lineage: Eukaryota; Fungi; Ascomycota; Sordariomycetes; Glomerellales; Glomerellaceae
Source: RefSeq, a predicted model, not a curated record
AUGUCUUCAUCGUGUUCGGACAAAUUUUCGACCUUUGCUGAAGACUCAUACAACAUCAGUGAAGACGAAGUUAUUGUUGAGGCAUUGGCCAUGUACUCAUUGAUCAAGGCUGACAUGAAGUCUUUUCAGAAGACAUCGAAGAAAACAGGGAAAAGACUCAGGAGACCUACAAAGGCCGAAAACAGGGUGUUCGUUGCGGUAUGUAGCCCGCAAAAAACAUCCACCGUCAUUGUAACGACGGAUAUCGCUCUCGAGGCCACACUCAAUGAUCUCGAGGAAGAAGACCAGUAUCGUGAAUUGGUACUUGUUGUCAGCGGAUAUUUCGACCAGAUUGAGUUUCAUGCACCGCCCAACAUCAAGGUGCUUCUUGUGAUGCGAUGCGGGUUUGGCUCCAACGCAGGUGCUCAGCUGUCCAUUGAUGAUGCCUCGACUUUCAAAGAUGUCGAACUUGGAAUAUGGUCAGCGAAGCGUCGCAGAGGGAGGAAUCUUCUUUUCGGGCCAAACGUGGGCAUUCGAAUCGAUCCGGGGCAGAAGCAUUGGGAUCAGGCCCAGCAGAAGUUUUAUCGAAGCUUCAGCCACAGUGAGAAGGAUGAUAUCAACAGUCAUUUUGAGAAGAUGAGCAACGCGCGUAUGAAGGGCAGGAAAUGGUGGAAGACAUGGAGAGCCGGAGUGGCCGCCAUAUUGGGCAUAGUGUGCUGUGGCAUGAAGUUUGAUGCUUCCAUCAAAGCAGCGUCGGGAGGUGUAUUUUUCCACUAUCAGUACGGGAUAAUGAGCAUCAAGGCAGGCGCGGCAUACGCAAAGGCUACAGCAGCAAUCACAGCCGCCGGCCCCGCGCUCCUUGUUGGUGCGGGAGUCGCCGCGGUUGUGUAUUUCAUGCCGUGGGACAAGCUACUCAGCUGGCUUGGAGGCGUGCUGUCCUGGCUCCGCGCUGGAAUCAUGACACUUUGGACCAAGUUCAAGGACUGGCUAGCUAGCUUCGUUCAAGGGCAACAGGACGGCGGCUGGGACGAAAGGCCAAGAGCUAGAAUGCCUAGACUGAUGAAGUUCUAG